Messenger RNA from Monomorium pharaonis (pharaoh ant), 1605 nucleotides. RefSeq lists its product as uncharacterized. The transcript has a single exon. Bases 8 to 1366 code for a protein of 452 amino acids. NCBI's taxonomy places the organism in Eukaryota, Metazoa, Arthropoda, Insecta, Hymenoptera, Formicidae. The record is from RefSeq and is a predicted model, not a curated record.
UUCGUCGAUGUUGCUUAAUAGACAACAGACAAGUGAAUGUAACGAUAUGACGGCGAUAAAUGUCGACAAGACGUGCUCCGUGUUACCAAUUUCUCCGCAAGAUCGUUGGAAAACGUCUCUUUUGACGAAUUGCGAUAUUAAUAAAAUAUUGGAACGCAAAUUCGGUAGUGGAAAGGCUCGACUGAUCGACUGGAGAUUGGAGUCUCUCGAUGGAAUAAAAGGUUUCCUCGGCCAAUACUAUUAUCUUCAUAUUAAGGCGCGAAUCAAUAGCAAGACGCAAAGUUUGCGGUUCUUUGGUAAAACUCCACCACCGACUCACAGCCCGCAGUUCGAAUUUCUGCAACGGUAUGACACGUUCAACAAAGAGAUCAUGAUUUACACGGAUUUGAUGCGGCGAAUGGGUGCGGGUGGAUCCCCGAAAUGGAUGGUAGAGUGUUACCUUUGCAAACGAAAUGUCAUUAUCGUUCUGGAGGACGCGUCGAUAGAUGGUUAUGCUACGUUGAACAAAUACAUACCGUACGACGAAGAGCACUGCGUUUGGUUACUGAGAACUCUUUCAAGACUCCACUCGAGAUCUCUGUUACUGGAUGAAAGACUACGUCGGGAAAGCGAUCGGACCAUCUUCGAUCUUUACGGACAACUGCUGAACGAGGUACUCUUUGUCGACGGGGACGAUAGAUCGGAGAAGGCUCUUACCUCUGGUAUUAUAGGCUUCUGUGCUAUGGUCGAUGAGCUUGAAGAACUCGAUGAUAAAGGGAAGAUCAUUGUUAAACGACGAAUUACUGAGUGGUCUCGAAAAAUGUCACAAUUAUUGGCACCAUCGAAGAAAUAUAGAAACGUCAUUUGUCAUCGUGAUAUUUGGUCAAACAAUAUAAUGUUCCGAUACGACUUGACCGGCAAUAUAAACGGCUGUUACUUAAUAGAUUUGCAGUUUCUUCGCUACUGCCCUCCGGCUAUCGACUUUGCGUGUUGCCUGUAUCUAACUACCGAUCGAAAUACUAGAGAUCGUAAUUUCGACUCCUUUGCCAGAAUUUAUCAUGAUUCAUUCGCACGAGGCCUGGCGGAAGAGGGUCUUGAUGUGGAAAAUUGUCUACCCUGGACGACAUUUCAAAAGAGUUAUGCAGAGAUGCGAGACGUAGCGCUCGUUUAUGCUGCGCUCAAUCUACAAAUAAUGUUGCUAUCCAAUGAAACAGCCACGGAUUAUUUUUGUGAUUCGACCGAAAAACUCGAGCAAGUUUUGUACGGGGACAAAAGAGGAGAGCUUGUGCGCUAUCAAUGCGAAAAAGAGCCGGCAUAUAAAAUGCGUAUCUUCGAGAUUUUACAUGAGAUUAAGGAUUGUCUACCUGAGCAUCCACCAAAUCUCUAAUUUCCAUAGAUUUUGUGAUAUAGUAUAUUUAGACGCUGUUUUACGAUAAAAGAUAAAAUUGAUUGUGAUUGGAAUUGUGCCAGGUACGAACCUAUCGUCGAUGUGUUUUUUACAAUGUUUAAUUUCUUCUAAGUUUCGAGAAUUGUAGUUUUAUCAUUGAAGAGAAAUGUAAAAGGAGGAUUCUCAAUUUGUACAAUAUAUUAGUAAUAUAAUAUAAAUUUUUUAUUAGUAUUAAUUAA